Molecule: messenger RNA, 2428 nt
Organism: Coregonus clupeaformis (lake whitefish)
Lineage: Eukaryota; Metazoa; Chordata; Actinopteri; Salmoniformes; Salmonidae
Product: palmitoyltransferase ZDHHC23-A
Exons: 5
Coding region: 489-1670 (393 amino acids)
Biological process (GO): peptidyl-L-cysteine S-palmitoylation; protein targeting to membrane
Cellular component (GO): endoplasmic reticulum; Golgi apparatus
Molecular function (GO): protein-cysteine S-palmitoyltransferase activity
Source: RefSeq, a predicted model, not a curated record
CAAGGCAUGCUAAUGUCCUUUUUCAACACUGUCACCCAAGCCAAUCUGGCUAACUCCUCUCAUCAUGUCUGCUCCUCUUCAAUGACCGACAUGUUGCUUUCCCAUGAGGAGGAAUAAAACUUAAUCAAGCUCUCCCCACCAAAAAACGGCUGGAUUACAGGAUAUUACAGUAUACAAAGUUUUUGACUGAAACGGAUAUCACACCUACCAACGCUUGCCAGAUACCCCGGUACCACCUGGAAUUUCUAUUCGGACCGAAGUUUAUUCUAGUGUAGACGCGUCAACGGACCUUAUACUAAAACAGAUUGAAACGGAUCUCAUGUUUGACAUGGAAAAUCUGAAAUAUGUUACAGGAAAAACAUAAGAGAAAUAAUAAAUAAUUGAUGUUCCUAAAACAAAGGGUCUUUACCCUAGUCUUCGAGGAAAAGGUGCUUUCACCGAAGAAAUCUACAGUCCAGGACCUUCAAGUGGAUCUGUGAACAGCCAGAAUGAAAUGGGAGAAGUUUAAGCCUCCAGAGCCAGACGAUCCCAUGUGCUGUUGUGAGUGUGAUUUGGACCCACAUGAAUGCUGCUGUGACUGUGACGAUCUGGAUGAAGCUUGCAGCAGGUGGCUGAAGGGUAAGCCUCAGAAACCUGACUGUGCGUUGCCUGUGUUUGGUGCCGUGAUGGACCGGCUGAGGUUGAGACUGUUAUCAGGGGACAGGCGGGUGGAGAUCUCCAUGGUCCCAGCUCUAGUGCUGCUUCCCCUGCUACUGCGGCUGGCAGCCCUGCACUUCCUGCUGGGCCUGGUCAUUCUGACAGCCCUGCCUGGCCUGGUUCUGUGGUACUACUACACCACACACAGGAAGAAGGGCCGCACCCUCUUCUUCCUCAGCCUGGCACUCUUCUCCCUAGCCUACAUGUACUUCCUCUUCAUCACAGAGAUCCUACCUCGUGGGGACGUAAGUCACCUGCAGCUGGUGACCGUGACUACGGGUGUGGUUCUUACUCUUAUCUCUCUUGUGCGCACCAAGAGGGGGCCAGGCUUCGUGCAGCCUUCCCUGGCUGACACAGACAGCACCAGCACCAAUCAUUACCAACUGCCUGACAAAGACUCUGCCUCUCAGAAUGGAGUGGACCAGUCGGUGGUGCCAGCCCCCCCAGCCAGACCAGUGGAACAGCAGACACAGUCCCUGAAAGCAGAGGGGGCCAGGUGUCCUCUGUGCAAAGUGGUGCGUCCCCCUCGGGCGGGACAUUGCCGGAUCUGUGGAGGCUGUGUCCAGCGCCUGGACCACCACUGUAUCUGGCAGGAUAAACAGCUGUGUGGGCCAGGCCAAUCAUCGCAGCUUCCUGCUGACCCUGCUCCUCUUCCUGUUGACCUCUCUGUAUGGGAUCAGUCUGGUGCUGCGCAGCGUGUGUCCUCAACAGAACCUGCUCACCGCCCUGCUCUACUGCCCUGGCGUCUACAGUCAGUACAGCUCAGCCCUGUGCUUCACCUGUGCCUGGUACAGCAGUAUUGUCACAGCAGGCCUGCUAAACCUGCUGGUGCUGCAAAUGAUCAAUAUCAGCUACAAUGUGACGGAGCGGGAGGCACAACUUGCACUGCGGAAGAAAAAUGGCCAGAGUCGUCCGUGUGGCCUCGUUGUCGACACAGGGGUCUACUCACGUGGCUUCUGCCAGAACUGGGCUGAAUUCCUGGCCAUGGGAGAGCCUGUUGAUAGACCAUCCUCCGUCCUCACUGACUUGGUUUAGCCUUGGCUUAACACCAUGCCACUCUGCCUAAGCAGGUCAACCUUGCUGGGUUUCAACUGGCAAUGCCUUUUCUCAGCCAUGCUGCUGGUGAGCUGUGUUGCUUUAGGGACUGUGAGAUGCUCUGGAACUCGACAUAUUGCAACUCAGAGGUGUUCAUUUUUAAUUGUUAUAGACCUCUACAUUCCAAACACUCCAGUUAGAGAAAAUAACCAUGAUCCUCCAGGUUGUCAUGGAUAUGACACUCUUAAUAUUAGUUAUGUAAUAGCAUGGUGUUAAUAUAAAGGGUUGCUCUGACUAAUAGGAUUUUAUGUUUUAACCUCUGACAAAUAUCUGUUUGAUUUUGCUGUCACUAUCUUUUUCCAAAAUGAUGUAAAGAUUCGUAACCAUGGUAGACUAAAUAGCAAUAGAUUAAUAGAAAUACAUAAGUUAGAGAACAUGUUUAAGAAACUGUAGACUACUUGACCUGACUAUAAGAUUACUUCAAAGGGAGGAAAGCUCUGCAUGUUCUGACAGAGAUGACAGACACACAUCCUCUCACCCACGCACACAUACACUCUUUGUAGUUGAAGUGCUAUUAUUGUUAAGUUUGAAUGUAUAGUAAAUUAUUUAUAUUUCAACUAUCCUUUUACUUGUAUAAGACUAAGACUCAUCUUCCUUUGUAUCUUGUUUGUUUGUCAUGCCAAUAAAGCAUAUCUUA